Messenger RNA from Brienomyrus brachyistius, 571 nucleotides. RefSeq names its product PHD finger-like domain-containing protein 5A. The transcript has 4 exons. The record is from RefSeq and is a predicted model, not a curated record. Gene Ontology annotation, cellular component: U12-type spliceosomal complex; catalytic step 2 spliceosome; U2 snRNP. Bases 110 to 442 code for a protein of 110 amino acids. Gene Ontology annotation, biological process: mRNA splicing, via spliceosome. NCBI's taxonomy places the organism in Eukaryota, Metazoa, Chordata, Actinopteri, Osteoglossiformes, Mormyridae.
UAUAUUAUGUAUAAUUUAGUGUAGCAUAUUAAUUUUGUUUUAUGGAAAAUAAAGUUGAAAGGUCACACCGAGGUCGGAGUUCACAGGGUAACGUUUACGAACAUUCGACAUGGCGAAGCAUCAUCCAGAUUUGAUUUUCUGCAGAAAACAAGCCGGCGUUGCUAUUGGAAGAUUAUGUGAAAAAUGUGAUGGGAAGUGUGUCAUCUGCGAUUCCUACGUAAGGCCCUGCACGCUGGUGCGUAUCUGUGAUGAAUGCAACUACGGAUCCUAUCAGGGACGCUGUGUCAUCUGUGGAGGGCCGGGAGUGUCUGAUGCCUAUUACUGCAAGGAGUGCACCAUUCAGGAAAAAGAUAGAGAUGGCUGCCCUAAGAUCGUGAACCUGGGGAGCUCCAAGACCGACCUCUUUUACGAGCGGAAAAAAUAUGGCUUCAAGAAGAGGUGAAGCUGUGAACCCGGGUGGGGGCGUUGACGUCGGCGGUGGUGUUCUCUGCAGAGCUGUUCCAAGCCAUGUUUCUGGUCUGUUUUUCCACAAAAAUUUUUGAGCAUAAUAAAGUCUUUUCAGUUUUCUUUG